GGCUGUGCGGCGGCAGCAUGGAAGUCCUGCCCUGCUCCAGGGUGGCUCACAUCGAGCGCAAGAAGAAGCCCUACAACAACAACAUCGGUUUCUACACCAAGCGCAAUGCCCUGCGGGUGGCUGAGGUGUGGAUGGAUGACUACAAAUCGCACGUCUACAUCGCAUGGAACCUGCCACUGGAGAAUCCAGGUAUUGACAUUGGGGAUGUUUCUGAGAGAAAAGCGCUAAGGAAGAGCUUGAAGUGUAAAAAUUUCCAGUGGUACUUGGACCACGUUUAUCCGGAAAUGAGAAGAUACAACAACACCGUCGCUUAUGGCGAGCUUCGAAACAACAAGGCAAAAGACGUUUGCCUUGACCAGGGCCCGCAGGAGAACCACACUGCGAUAUUGUACCCGUGCCAUGGCUGGGGGCCGCAGCUUGCACGCUACACCAAGGAGGGCUUCCUUCAUCUUGGUGCCCUCGGGACCACGACUCUUCUGCCCGAUACCCGCUGCCUGGUGGAUAACGUGAAAAGCCGCUUCCCGCAGCUCCUCGAUUGCGAUAAGGUCAAGAGCAGUCUCCAUAAACGCUGGAAUUUCAUACAGAAUGGUGCCAUCCUGAACAAGGGCACGGGACGAUGCUUGGAAGUGGAGAACAGGGGAAUGGCCGGCAUCGAUCUGAUUCUUCGCAGCUGCACAGGACAAAGGUGGACAAUUAAAAAUUUCAUCAAGUAAAGGGUAGAAGAGUCAGAGCAGUUUGACUCAAAACACGGCUGACUUGGACUGAUCCCACUGGACUCCUUUGGAAAGGAUGAAAUCAAAACAGAGCUUUAUUCAUGUUAUUAGGAGAGGACAUGGGGGAAAUGGGCAUUUGUGUCUUUUUAUUUUUAUUGUAUAUUAGUCUCCCACAGCUGAUACUAGCUGUGUGAAAUUGGGUCAGAACUGCUAUUUUCUUCUGGCGAGUACUCUAAAAGGUACCACUUAUUUCUGCUGGAAUGACAGUAAUAAGCUCAUGCAGUCUUGUGAGCAUUUUACUGACAGGGAAUUGUUGCUUUCCCAGACGACUCCAAGCUUUCCCAAAGGGCCAGGUAUGUUUGCACCAUGAUCGGAGU
Messenger RNA from Mesitornis unicolor (brown roatelo), 1090 nucleotides. Its product is annotated as putative polypeptide N-acetylgalactosaminyltransferase-like protein 3. The transcript has 5 exons. The record is from RefSeq and is a predicted model, not a curated record. Gene Ontology annotation, cellular component: Golgi apparatus. Bases 18 to 713 code for a protein of 231 amino acids. NCBI's taxonomy places the organism in Eukaryota, Metazoa, Chordata, Aves, Mesitornithiformes, Mesitornithidae.